GCGGCGGAGGCUGCGACCCUCUUCUCUCAGUCUUCCUUCCUACCAUGCCGCUCUACGAGGGCCUGGGGAGCGGCGGAGAGAAGACGGCGGUCGUGAUCGACCUGGGAGAGGCCUUUACCAAGCCUGUCAGAGUUGUUCAGUAUAAUAUCAAUACAGAAGAAUUAUAUUCCUACCUAAAGGAAUUCAUCCACAUACUAUAUUUCAGGCAUCUAUUGGUGAAUCCCAGAGACCGCCGAGUUGUGAUUAUCGAGUCGGUAUUAUGUCCUUCUCACUUCAGAGAGACACUCACUCGUGUUCUUUUCAAAUAUUUUGAGGUUCCAUCUGUCUUGCUUGCUCCAAGUCAUCUGAUGGCUCUUCUGACGCUUGGAAUUAAUUCUGCCAUGGUCCUAGAUUGUGGAUAUAGGGAAAGCCUGGUGUUACCCAUAUCUUUUUUGUCAUCCAGCCAACUUUGGAGUUCUUACUCUACUUUAACUAAAAUAAUUAGAGAGUUGGAAGCUCAACUAUUGGAACAAUGUACUGUUGACACAAGUGCUGUUAAAGAACAGAGCCUUCCCUCAGUGAUGGGUUCAGUUCCAGAAGGUGUCUUAGAGGACAUUAAAGUGCGUACUUGCUUUGUAAGUGAUCUGAAGCGAGGACUAAAAAUCCAAGCAGCAAAAUUUAAUAUUGAUGGGAAUAACGAGCGUCCCUCCCCACCCCCAAAUGUUGACUAUCCAUUAGAUGGAGAGAAGAUUUUACACGUCCUUGGAUCAAUCAGAGAUUCAGUUGUGGAAAUUCUUUUUGAACAAGAUAAUGAAGAGAAAUCAGUUGCUACUUUAAUAUUGGAUUCCCUUAUACAGUGUCCAAUAGACACCAGGAAGCAACUAGCAGAGAAUUUGGUAGUCAUAGGGGGCACUUCUAUGUUGCCAGGAUUUCUCCACAGAUUGCUUGCAGAAAUAAGGUAUUUGGUAGAAAAACCAAAAUAUAAAAAAGCCCUUGGCACUAAGACAUUUCGAAUUCAUACUCCACCUGCAAAAGCUAAUUGUGUGGCCUGGUUGGGAGGGGCUAUUUUUGGAGCAUUACAAGAUAUACUUGGGAGCCGUUCUGUUUCAAAGGAAUAUUAUAAUCAGACGGGCCGUAUACCUGAUUGGUGUUCUCUCAAUAACCCACCUUUGGAAAUGAUGUUUGAUGUUGGGAAAACUCAACCACCUCUGAUGAAGAGAGCGUUUUCCACUGAGAAAUAGAAGUUUGAUUGAAAAAUCAACCUUGCUUCAUAUUACAUAUUUAACCAAUUAUAAGCAAAUUGUACAAAGUAUGUAGGAUGUUUUGUUACAGAGGAGUAUAGUGGAAGUGAAAGCAUUCUGUGUUUACUCUUUGCAUUAAUAUAUAAUUCUUUUGACUUUGUUUCUCUUGUGUACUGGUAACAUGGUAGCUGGUGCUUACUGAAAUCUGUUGUGUUAAUAUCAAUAAAGUAUAGUAAAGCAGUUUGAUUUUG
This is a messenger RNA of Mandrillus leucophaeus (drill), 1471 nucleotides long. It is a transcript of the gene ACTR10, whose product is annotated as actin-related protein 10 homolog (S. cerevisiae). NCBI's taxonomy places the organism in Eukaryota, Metazoa, Chordata, Mammalia, Primates, Cercopithecidae. The transcript is spliced from 11 exons. Gene Ontology annotation, biological process: retrograde axonal transport of mitochondrion. The record is from RefSeq and is a predicted model, not a curated record. The coding region runs from base 45 to 1220 and encodes 391 amino acids.